AUGGUGCUGACGUCGUCUGGCGGUGUUUGGCCGUGUCUGGCAACUGGCACAGCCACAGCCCAACUCGUAGCUCCUUCGUCACUCACGCAGAUCCCGGCCAGCGAUCCCAGAAUCCAACUUUGGGCGAGAAAAGGAACCGUCAACGCAUUCGCGGCAUCGCCUGUCCCAUACGCCUCUCGAUCAUUUGUUAACGACGAUAUCCAACCAAGCGCAACAGAUAGACACCUUCGAGUAUCAAUUACCAGCUGCGCAGCGACAACACACGCAAACCGCGACCUCGGAAGGACUCGAAAAGCAGCCCACCAUGUCUUGGGCAGGUAUGGCUUGGGUGCCCCUCGCGCGACGGCGCCCGCGGCACAGGCGACACUGACGCAUGGCACAACAGGCUUCAAGAAGAAUGUCAACCGCGCGACGACGCAGGUGAUGAUGAAGACGGGGCACGUCGAGAAGACCAACGAUCGUGACUACGAGGUCGAGGAGAGGCGAUUCCGCACGAUGGAGGCAGCAUCGAACCGGUUACAGAAGGAGGCCAAGGGAUAUCUUGACUCGCUACGAGCUAUGACUGCCUCUCAGAUGCGCAUUGCCGAGACGAUAGAUGCGUUCUACGGAGAUUCUGGCGCGACAGAUGGCGUGAGCCGGAGCUACAAGCAAGCCGUCGAGGAUCUUGAUGCCGAGACGAUCAAAGCUCUGGACGGGCCGUAUCGGACCACUGUCCUCGACCCUAUCUCCAGGUUCUGCGCCUACUUCCCAGACGUCAACGAAUGUAUCAAGAAGCGCUCGCACAAGCUUCUCGACUACGAUGCACUGCGAGCCAAGGUGAAGCGGCUCGUCGAGAAACCCGACAAGGAUGUGACCAAGCUGCCGCGGGCGGAGAAGGAGACCGAGAUGGCCAAGCUCGCCUACGAGCAGCUGAACGAGCAGCUGUGCACCGAGCUGCCGCAGCUGCUCGACUUGCGUGUUCCCUACCUGGACCCCAGCUUCGAGGCCCUCGUCAAGAUCCAGCUGCGGUUCUGUGCCGAGGCCUACAGCCGCAUGGCCCAGGUUCAGCAGUACCUGGACGCGGAUACUAGGGAUCAGUACGCCAACGGACAUCUGGACGCGAGGGUGGAGCAAGUAUUGCAGGAGAUCAGAGAGCUGAGCAUCAGCGGGACCGUCUAG
This is a messenger RNA of Thyridium curvatum, 1158 nucleotides long. RefSeq lists its product as uncharacterized. The coding region runs from base 1 to 1158 and encodes 385 amino acids. The transcript is spliced from 5 exons. Gene Ontology annotation, cellular component: mating projection tip; actin cortical patch; Rvs161p-Rvs167p complex. Gene Ontology annotation, molecular function: lipid binding; protein binding. Gene Ontology annotation, biological process: plasma membrane tubulation; endocytosis; actin filament organization. The record is from RefSeq and is a predicted model, not a curated record. Lineage: Eukaryota; Fungi; Ascomycota; Sordariomycetes; Thyridiales; Thyridiaceae.